UACAAACAUUUUUACCCGCCUUUCAUCUUCAUUUUCAUCGAACAGCAACCGUCACUGCGCCCGCGAUUAUGGACGACGAAUUCAAUGAGCCCAUGCACCAUGAAGCUUACGACGGGGAGGAAGAACAGCAGACACAAUCAACCCAAGAGGCCUCCCAGUCACAGUCACAGUCGCCCGGUCAGGCCGUUGACGCGCACCUUUGGGGCUAUCUUCAACCAGUGAACGACAAGCUCAUUCGAAUCGACUUUUGGAGAGCGGAACCUUCUUACACCAUUGGGCGCAACACGACUUGCAACAGGAUCAUCUUUCCGGGUUUCAAAGUUAGUAACAAGCAUUGUACCAUAACUUGGAACGGCAGCGACAGCAACGGCUCGGUGGUCGUUUUAGACCUGUCCAGUAAUGGUACCUUUAUCAACGGUUCAAAGAUUGGCAAAAACAACUCUCGUAUUUUGCGGGACGGUAACGAGAUUGCGUUCGGUACCCCCUCACCUCAACCCAACAACCCUCAUGAAGACUACCGUUUCAUUUACCGCCACGCCGCCAACGGUCCUCCUACGACAGGCCUUUAUGCUUACUACGAUGUCAGCACAGAGCUCGGCAAGGGUUCGUUUGCCACUGUUAUGAAGGCUGUUAACCGGAAAACUGGGGUGUGGUAUGCGGUGAAGAUGAUCAAGGACAAGCGGGCCGCCCACGCUGGGGACAUUAGAAACUCGGCAAUCGCUCGGGAGAUAAGCAUUAUGGAGAAAUUGAAGCAUAGGAACAUCUGUGAACUCAAGGAGGUCUUUAUGGAAGAGGGCAGUAGUGAUAUCAACCUUGUUUUGGAACUUGUAGAGGGUGGCGACCUGCUAGAAUACAUUCUUAAUCGUGGGGGCCUUAGUGAGGUGGACGCAAAGCAUAUCACACACCAAAUCUGCUCCGCACUAUCGUACAUCCACCAACAAGGCAUCGCCCACCGUGACUUGAAGCCAGAGAAUGUCCUUCUGACCAAGUCGAACCCUCCUGUGGUCAAGGUUGCCGACUUCGGCUUGGCCAAGAUCGUUGAUAGUUUGACGAUGCUUCGCACUAUGUGCGGCACGCCAAGCUAUCUCGCUCCCGAGGUCGUCAAGCAGGUUAAUCAAGAGGGCUACGACAAUCUAGUCGAUAGUUGGAGCGUUGGCGUCAUCGUGUUCUCAAUGCUAACCAACGCGAGUCCGUUCAUCGAGGACGAGACGCAGCGAGAUAUUCGCACUCGGAUAGCCGAGCGUCGCAUUGACUGGUCCGUUUUGGAAGCUCAAAACCCUUCAGCCGAAUGCAUCCAUUUCAUUCGUUCCCUUUUGCAGGAGGAUCCUUCGGUCCGCAUGUCAUUGACGCAAGCUCUGGACCAUCCGUGGCUGCAGUCAUACAUUCCCGUGCACCAAUCGCAAGACCAAUACCUUCUCGCCGGGGUCUCUUCUUCCCCUGAUGUAACCUCCCCGAGCGCUGGCGUCAGCCAUGAUUUUAUCGGGCUCCAAAUCCAACCCUCUGCUCCCAGGCGUGAAGGGUCCCGCGGAGCUCCUCUCCAAAGGCGAAGCCACGUCCUGUCCCAAGCUGCCGAAGAAGGUCGACCCGUACCAGAACCAUCUCCCGAGAUGAUUGCACAGGCCACCAGGUCCCCCAGGGAUCAGACUAAGCGUAACAAGCGUGUUCGUGGCAAUCUGACACCUCUCCAGGAAGAAUCGGAUGCUUCAGGGUCUUCUGGCAACAGGGCUGGGUCGUCUUCCUCGAACGGAAAAGCGAACAAGCGUCCUCGUCUUAGGUCCGCCGCCGACGACGACUCAGAUUACGAUUAA
Messenger RNA from Coprinopsis cinerea okayama7#130, 1808 nucleotides. Its product is annotated as CAMK/RAD53 protein kinase. Gene Ontology annotation, biological process: protein phosphorylation. Gene Ontology annotation, molecular function: ATP binding; protein kinase activity; protein binding. The record is from RefSeq and is a predicted model, not a curated record. The transcript is spliced from 10 exons. Bases 69 to 1808 code for a protein of 579 amino acids. Lineage: Eukaryota; Fungi; Basidiomycota; Agaricomycetes; Agaricales; Psathyrellaceae.